AUGGACAAUCCAUUUGGGCCGACACCUUGCCUCAUCACGAAGGAGAGAGGUCCAUCCGAUGCUAUCCGUUGUUGUCAACUACUCCACGGCACAGAUGCUCAGAUUGAAAAAUGGCGUAAAAUAUGGGGUCCGGACUUCGUCAUUCGCAGCCUACAAAAUCAAGUCGUCUUACGAGCAGACUGGGAGAAUAUGCUUCGCGCACAUCGAUGGGCGCUUGUCCCUCACGAAGAAGUUCUUACAGACAUGCUGAGGGUCCUCUUCGAGCAUAAGGAACGAGGAGUGAGGCCCUUAUUGAACAAACUCGAGAUCUCACAUGGUCGCGCCAGCCCCCCUACGGCUCUCCGUUUGCUACCGUUCGGCUACGAGUAUCAAUUUGUUCCCUUGGCCCUGGAAGGCAGUCGAAUUCAUCGGGAGAUUCCAGUAGGACCUCGCGACUUUGGUAAUCCUCAUGGGCAGCAAAUGGCGAUCCAGACUUUUAAUCCGCCUUAUGACGACUUCCCCGAUGUGUUCUGGCACGUCCAUCCGUUCUUUGCGAUCCAGUCCGCUUGGGAGCACUUCAGCGCGAGGGCCACGGAGCUCAACUCUCAACAACGGACCAUAUACGCCCAUCUUUUCACGAUCGUCAAGCUUUUGGAAGAGAUGGUCGAUCUGCCUGUGGAGGCGGAGACGAAUGAUACUGACGAAGACGAGACUGAGGAAGACGAUGCUGAGGAAGAUGAGAUUAAGGCAGAAGAAAUGUCGGCACGGAAGAGGCCCAGAAUGGGUGAGUACAACCUGACCUCUUUCAUGAGGAGGCUCUAA
Stereum hirsutum FP-91666 SS1 is the source of this 801-nucleotide messenger RNA. RefSeq lists its product as uncharacterized. NCBI's taxonomy places the organism in Eukaryota, Fungi, Basidiomycota, Agaricomycetes, Russulales, Stereaceae. Bases 1 to 801 code for a protein of 266 amino acids. The record is from RefSeq and is a predicted model, not a curated record. The transcript has 5 exons.